This is a messenger RNA of Rhipicephalus microplus (southern cattle tick), 739 nucleotides long. RefSeq lists its product as uncharacterized. NCBI's taxonomy places the organism in Eukaryota, Metazoa, Arthropoda, Arachnida, Ixodida, Ixodidae. Gene Ontology annotation, cellular component: LUBAC complex. Gene Ontology annotation, molecular function: linear polyubiquitin binding; K63-linked polyubiquitin modification-dependent protein binding; K48-linked polyubiquitin modification-dependent protein binding. Gene Ontology annotation, biological process: protein linear polyubiquitination. The record is from RefSeq and is a predicted model, not a curated record.
CGCGAAAUCCAGAGGGCGCUAGCACAAAUAAACUGUGGCACAUGGGUAAUGUCGGUCCACUUUUAAUGCAAUUGUUCUGCAUUUUUCAGCGCCUUUCGAAGGUCUGAUUGUUUUACGUUGUAGGCGAACAACUACUGCAAAUAAGCUAGCUAACUGCUUUCAGGUUUCCCUUCAGCGUGAGUGAUUAGUUCUGUUUUAUAGUGGCAGUUCGGCGAUCAUCCGUUGCGAUGUCGGAGCCCAAAAUAUCCCCGAGUGAUCCGUUGAAGCUUUGGUACAGCAUAAAGGGCGAUGUCAGGACAGCAAAGACUGUUGCAUUGGAGUCACUGACACUGCAGUCUGUCGACAAUUCUGUUUACGUCAUGUUGCAGAUGAACUGUGACUUCAUAAAAAAGUUUGAGUUUCUGAAUAUUUCAGAAAUAAUAGUCACAAACCUCCGAAAUGGCAUGAGCCUGAUGGAGAUCUCGGAUUGUUUGAGAAUCCUUGCAAAAUAUGCCAAAGAGAUGCUGAAGCCAACGAAAGAACGGUACAAACACUGGAACAAGAUUCCUUUUAUGAAAGCAGGUGCCCCACAGAAGUGGACCAGGAUGGACGUAAGUUCUGCAUUUGUGACCGCAGAGACAUUUCUGUGUGGUGUAAUUUUUUUUUCUGAGCUUUUUCUCGGAUGCUUUUGGUGUAUAACAAUUGUGAGAGCACAAGAGAUCAGAAGACAAAUGUGAAUAUCAAUUGUUUUAUUUGUUGA